Apodemus sylvaticus (European woodmouse) is the source of this 2718-nucleotide messenger RNA. RefSeq names its product large 60S subunit nuclear export GTPase 1 (gene Lsg1). The transcript has 14 exons. Gene Ontology annotation, biological process: ribosomal subunit export from nucleus. The record is from RefSeq and is a predicted model, not a curated record. The coding region runs from base 56 to 2023 and encodes 655 amino acids. Gene Ontology annotation, molecular function: GTP binding; GTPase activity. Lineage: Eukaryota; Metazoa; Chordata; Mammalia; Rodentia; Muridae. Gene Ontology annotation, cellular component: cytosol.
GGGAAACCGGAAGCCUCACGCGCUGAGAAGCGGCUCGUGCUGCUGGUGCGCUGUUAUGGGCAGGAGAAGAGCGCCGGGUGGUGGGUCACUGGGCCGGGUACUUAUCCGGCAUCAGACUCAGCGAAGCCGCAGCCACCGUCAUGCUGACUCCUGGCUGCAUACGAGUGAGCUCAAUGACGGCUAUGACUGGGGUCGUCUGAAUCUCCAGUCAGUGACGGAACAGAGCUCCCUUGAUGACUUUCUUGCAACUGCAGAACUUGCGGGGACCGAGUUUGUGGCUGAGAAGCUUAACAUUAAGUUUGUGCUCCCCGAGGCUAGAACUGGACUACUGUCGUUUGAGGAGAGCCAGAGAAUUAAGAAACUCCACGAAGAAAACAGACAGUUCUUGUGUAUACCGAGGAGGCCAAAUUGGGACAAAAAAACUAGCCCAGAAGAACUGAAACAAGCGGAAAAAGAUAACUUCCUGAAGUGGAGGCGCCAGCUUGUCCGGCUAGAAGAGGAGCAAAAGUUGAUACUGACUCCCUUUGAGCGGAAUUUGGACUUCUGGCGCCAGCUCUGGAGGGUCAUUGAGAGAAGCGAUAUUGUGGUCCAGAUAGUAGAUGCUCGAAACCCACUCCUGUUUAGAUGUGAGGACUUGGAAUGCUAUGUUAAAGAGAUAGAUGCCGCCAAGGAGAACGUGAUUCUGAUAAACAAGGCAGACCUGCUGACUGCGGAGCAGCGGUUCGCCUGGGCCUCGCACUUUGAAAAAGAAGGUGUAAAGGUUAUCUUCUGGUCAGCUUUGGCAGAGACUGUUCACCCAAAUGGUGACUCUAAGGACGAAGUAGACAGUGUUGCUGAAGAAACCAAUACAACUGAGUCUGAAAACUCUAGUUUGGGUGAGAAUGAAAUCCCACACAGAGACUUGUCGCUUAGUGAGGAGUCCGCAAGUGACGACGGUGACAGUGAAUAUGAGGACUGUCAGGAGGAUGAGGAGGAAGACUGGCAGACGUGUUCAGAAGAAGACAGCGUCCCUGAGGAGGAGGAGCAGGAGGAGGAGGACUGUGAUCAGGACUGGAAGGAGCACAGUCCUGAGGAUUCUGAGGCUCAGAACAGAGAGAAAGCAGAAAACCAACAAGUGAACAACGAUAGCUACCUGGUGUCGAAGCAGGAGUUACUGGAGCUCUUUAAGAAACUCCACACUGGGAAGAAGGUGAAAGAUGGACAGCUAACCGUCGGCCUGGUGGGCUACCCUAAUGUUGGUAAGAGCUCCACCAUCAACACCAUCAUGGGCAACAAGAAAGUAUCGGUGUCUGCCACGCCGGGCCACACCAAGCAUUUCCAGACCCUGUACGUGGAGCCAGGCCUCUGCCUGUGUGACUGCCCAGGCCUAGUGAUGCCAUCUUUUAUGUCUACCAAAGCAGAGAUGAUUUGCAGUGGGAUCCUCCCAAUCGACCAGAUGAGAGAUCACGUUCCACCGGUGUCCCUGGUUUGCCAGAAUAUCCCACGGCGAGUUCUGGAAGCUACCUAUGGUAUUAACAUUAUAAAGCCUAGAGAAGAUGAAGACCCCUGCCGACCUCCGACCUCAGAAGAACUGCUGACGGCUUAUGGGUGCAUGCGAGGAUUCAUGACAGCGCAUGGGCAGCCAGACCAGCCUCGAUCCGCACGCUACAUCCUAAAGGACUAUGUCAGAGGUAAACUACUGUAUUGCCACCCUCCUCCUGGAAAAGACCCCGUGGCGUUCCAGCACCAACACCAGCAACUCCUAGAGAGCCAAGUAAACGGUGAAGAAUCGAGGCGUCAGCCGGGCAAAACCCAAAAAGCCAAACAGAUUGAAAAUGUAGUGGACAAAACUUUUUUCCAUCAGGAGAACGUCAGAGCAUUGACCAAAGGGGUCCAGGCUGUCAUGGGCUACAAGCCCGGGAGUGGCCUGCUGACUGCAGCUGCCGCGAGCGCUGAGAAGGGACCUGGGAAGCCCUGGAAAAAACAUGGAAACAGAAACAAAAAGGAGAAAAGCCGUCGGCUCUACAAGCACCUGGACAUGUGAACGUGGCUGAGCAGCGAUGGCGGCUGCACGCACCGUGCGGGAGGACAAGAGCUGAAGGCGCCGCUGCCUGUGUGCCUUCCCCACAGCCCAGACCCCUCUCGUGGGGCAGAGUCGCACUCUGAAGGCUUGACAUCACGGCAGCCUUUCGGAAGCACCUGCUGUGGCUACAGUAGCCGUGUGGUGCCCAGAAGUCCCCUCCAGCAGCAGGACGAUGGCUAUAUGUACAAACAUACGAUGCACAUUAACUUGGAGGCUUUGGAAAGUUACUAAAAUUAAUUUGCCUCUAAUUGAUAUUUUUAUUGGCCUAAAUAGAUAAACUACCAUUCAUACAUUUAAUGUUGACCCUCUAGGGAGGGUCUGGAGAUGGUCAGCUGUUAGGAGCACUGGUUGCCCCUCCGGAGGACCCAGGUGUGGCUCCUAGCACCUACAUCGCAGUUUUCGACUAUUGAUAACUGCAGUGUUAGGGGGUCCAACGGCUGCUGGCUUUGAUGGAUACACAGACGUUCAUGCAGGCAAAACACCCAUACACAUAAAGUUCUAAAAAUGAAAUAUGACUAGGACUUGAAUUAAUUUCCAAACACAUAUCCACCAUAUCCCUGAAGUGGCAUAGGCCUAGCACGGUGGUUUGGUAAGAGCUCCUGGGCUCCUGCUGAGACCAUUCAUUGAAUAAAGGUACUGUCACACGAAUCUGCUAA